UGUUGGUGCUACCGGAUUCAUCAGAUGACACUAUCGGAAUGAUUACCCUGUUUGGUGUCAAAAAUACAUGCGCCCUAUUACUGGUAGUUUCCAACAUCGCUUCACGGAUAAUAAUGAACUAUGCUGCGAGCAGUUUUCGGGACUUGGGCUUAUCUCGCCGGUGUUGUAAUGGAACUCUGGGAUAUGCCUGGGACCAUCCCUACAUGCCCUGUGGUCACAUGCGCUGCUGUAACGAAGAAGAAACCGUUGCUUUAAUUCACAUUGAUUUCGCUCUAGGAUUUCGAUUUCACUGUUUGCCAAAGGCACGGAUAAAACCGGAGUGUUACGCUGCGGGAAUAGAGGUUCGUUCCACCAAUCAGGAUCCAGAUCUCAUUCCAAGAACUUGUUGUGACGGCGCCAAAUUCGAAGUGGUUGUGAACCAGUGGUAUGCGGCCAUGGUAAUACGCUGUACAUCUAGGUGA
Liolophura sinensis is the source of this 461-nucleotide messenger RNA. RefSeq lists its product as uncharacterized. The record is from RefSeq and is a predicted model, not a curated record. Lineage: Eukaryota; Metazoa; Mollusca; Polyplacophora; Chitonida; Chitonidae. The transcript has 3 exons. The coding region runs from base 39 to 461 and encodes 140 amino acids.